Echinops telfairi (small Madagascar hedgehog) is the source of this 1818-nucleotide messenger RNA. RefSeq names its product protein disulfide isomerase family A member 6 (gene PDIA6). Gene Ontology annotation, molecular function: protein disulfide isomerase activity; protein-disulfide reductase activity. NCBI's taxonomy places the organism in Eukaryota, Metazoa, Chordata, Mammalia, Afrosoricida, Tenrecidae. The record is from RefSeq and is a predicted model, not a curated record. Gene Ontology annotation, biological process: response to endoplasmic reticulum stress. Bases 1 to 1455 code for a protein of 484 amino acids. The transcript is spliced from 13 exons. Gene Ontology annotation, cellular component: endoplasmic reticulum lumen.
AUGGGGGACAGUCCCGAGCUGCAGUACUUUUCCAAUAUGACUAAACAAAAUGAGAAGAGAAAGCAGGAAAAUGCAAAGCCCCUCUGCCCACAGUCUGUGCCCCCGGGGAACUCAGGCGAUAACCUCCUCUUGAUGGUGUGUUUUGUUUGUGUUGUUACUCCAGGUCUGGUGAGCUGUACCUUCUAUCUGGCCGUGAGUGGUCUCUAUUCCUCCGGUGAUGAUGUAAUCGAACUGACGCCAUCAAAUUUCAACCGAGAAGUUAUUGAGAGCGACAGUUUGUGGCUCGUAGAAUUCUAUGCACCAUGGUGUGGCCACUGCCAGAGGUUAACCCCAGAAUGGAAGAAAGCAGCAACUGCAUUGAAAGGUAUUAUCAAAGUGGGUGCCGUUGAUGCAAACACACAUCAGUCCUUAGGAGGACAGUAUGGUGUCCAGGGAUUUCCUACCAUCAAGAUUUUUGGAUCCAACAAGAACAGACCGGAAGAUUAUCAAGGUGGCAGGACUGCGGAAGCCAUCGUGGAUGCCGCGCUCAGUGCCGCGAGACAGCUCACCAAGGACCGCCUCGGGGGAAGGGGCGGUGGGAAACAAGGCAGGAGUGAAAGUUCCAGUAAGAAAGACGUGAUUGAGCUGACAGACGACACGUUCGAUAAGAGCGUCCUUGAUAGUGACGACGUCUGGAUGGUUGAGUUCUACGCUCCGUGGUGUGGACACUGUAAAAACCUGGAGCCUGAAUGGGCUGCCGCCGCAUCGGAAGUCAAAGAGCAAACAAAAGGCAAAGUGAAACUAGCAGCUGUAGAUGCUACAGCUAAUCAGAUGCUAGCCAACCGGUACGCGAUCAGGGGAUUCCCUACAAUCAAAAUUUUUCAGAAAGGCGAGUCUCCUGUGGAUUAUGAUGGCGGUCGCACAAAAUCCAACAUCGUUUCUCGAGCCUUAGAUUUGUUUUCUGAUAACGCCCCGCCUCCUGAGCUGCUUGAGAUCACCAGCGAGGACGUUGCCAAGAAGACGUGUGAGGAUCACCAGCUCUGCGUGGUGGCCGUGCUGCCCCAUAUUCUCGACACUGGGGCUUCUGGCAGAAAUUCUUAUUUGGACGUUCUUCUGAAGUUGGCAGAGAAAUACAAAAAGAAAAUGUGGGGGUGGCUGUGGGCAGAAGCUGGUGCCCAGGGUGAGCUUGAGAACGCCUUGGGAAUUGGGGGCUUUGGCUAUCCGGCAAUGGCAGCCAUCAACGCACGCAAGAUGAAGUUUGCUCUUCUGAAAGGGUCUUUCAGCGAGCAGGGCAUCAAUGAAUUUCUCAGGGAGCUUUCUUUCGGACGCGGAUCUACGGCACCUGUAGGUGGCGGGGUUUUCCCUAAAAUUAGCACCACGGAACCUUGGGAUGGCAAGGAUGGUGAGCUUCCUGUGGAAGACGACGUCGACCUGAGCGACGUGGAGCUGGACGACCUGGGCAGGGACGAGCUGUGAGCACAGCGGGAGGCCGGGCUCCCUUUUCUGGGGAGCAGGACUGUCCGGCAGGGAGGACACCUUCUUAUGGGGUCAGAUGGAUGGCCCAGGGGCGCAGCGGUUGCUCGGCCAUCUGAGACCUCUGCAGCAGUGAACUUUUGCAUCUCAAGAAAACACUGAAAAAUUCUAUGAGUUGUAGCCGGUGAAUUGGAUUGUAUCCUGCCAAGUAAUAUUUGGAAGAAAACUGCUGGCUUCUUGAAGCGUUUCCAUCCCUACCUGCUGCUUGAAUGUUCUUUGAGGCUGUUUCCUAUGUGUUUUUUAAUGUGAUUCCCUCGUUUGAAUAUUAAUGGCUUUUUCCAUUAAAGAAUAAAACAAUAUUUUGGA